UUAUUGCUUUGCUAGUGGCUGUUAAUCUCCGUGCUACAACUCGGCAUGUCUGGACGCGGAAAGCAGGGCGGGAAGGCGCGCGCCAAGGCCAAGACGCGCUCCUCGCGGGCCGGGCUGCAGUUCCCCGUGGGCCGCGUGCACCGCCUGCUCCGCAAGGGCAACUACUCCGAGCGGGUCGGGGCCGGCGCGCCCGUGUACCUGGCAGCGGUGCUGGAGUACCUGACGGCCGAGAUCCUGGAGCUGGCGGGCAACGCGGCCCGCGACAACAAGAAGACGCGCAUCAUCCCGCGCCACCUGCAGCUGGCCAUCCGCAACGACGAGGAGCUCAACAAGCUGCUGGGCAAAGUCACCAUCGCGCAGGGCGGCGUGCUGCCCAACAUCCAGGCCGUGCUGCUGCCCAAGAAGACCGAGAGCCACCACAAGGCCAAGGGCAAGUAGAGGCCUGCAUUAGUUUGCAAUAACUUGAAACCAAAGGCUCUUUUCAGAGCCACCCAUGCUUUUUUAAAAGGGCUUGCCUUUUUUUUUUUUUUUCAGUAGCUAAUUGAAAAUGGCUUUCAUUAGUGUUGCUAUCCACUUGAAAACUAAAAUAAAAACGCAGUUAUUAUCAGCCAAGUAAAACGGACACGGAGGUACAUUGUGUCAUGCAAAAAAAGGUGACUAAUAUAGCAGGCCCUCGGUUAAAAGUGGAACUCUUAGAAUUCACAAUCGAUCUCCUUUAGAGAAACCAAGAGCCGUCCCCUUUUUCUGAGGUGAAAUACUUAAGGCUGGAAACGUGUUUAAAUCUACAUGUGCACUUAGGUUAAAUUUUGUUAAUAGCUGGUUGCUAAGAUUUUAUAUGGUAACCACAAAGAGGCCAGUCCACCUUCUAAGCCAUUGCUCAUACUUUAUAGACAAUAUUAGGAUAGCAAAAAUAUUAGGAAGAGGACAAAUUUUGUUUUCCUAAAAACAAAGGAUUGGCAACCCCUUGUAUUGAAGGCAGUUGCAAUUCUGUGCCGGGACAAAAGUUAGGAGUA
Molossus molossus (Pallas's mastiff bat) is the source of this 1013-nucleotide messenger RNA. RefSeq names its product histone H2A type 1-D. The record is from RefSeq and is a predicted model, not a curated record. Gene Ontology annotation, cellular component: nucleosome. The coding region runs from base 46 to 438 and encodes 130 amino acids. Lineage: Eukaryota; Metazoa; Chordata; Mammalia; Chiroptera; Molossidae. Gene Ontology annotation, molecular function: protein heterodimerization activity; structural constituent of chromatin; DNA binding. The transcript has a single exon.